Fonsecaea multimorphosa CBS 102226 is the source of this 1680-nucleotide messenger RNA. RefSeq lists its product as uncharacterized. Gene Ontology annotation, biological process: carotene catabolic process. The coding region runs from base 1 to 1680 and encodes 559 amino acids. The record is from RefSeq and is a predicted model, not a curated record. Gene Ontology annotation, molecular function: carotenoid dioxygenase activity. The transcript has 3 exons. Lineage: Eukaryota; Fungi; Ascomycota; Eurotiomycetes; Chaetothyriales; Herpotrichiellaceae.
AUGGCGCACAUUUUCGAGUUGGCCCAGACCCUUUCGUCCUCCCCAAACUAUAGCAAUGGAUUGAAAGCCAGCGACCAGAUCAAGUUUCCAGCGACUGAAGUGUUUGGCGGAUUCAACAAUGCUUCCCGCAUAGAAGGAGACGUGGAGAAUCUCGAAGUCACCGGGCAGAUUCCCCGAGACAUCGACGGCACUUUUUUUCGAAUCCAACCCGACCAUCGACACCCCCCUAUUUACGAGUCAGAUAUCCACUUCAAUGGCGACGGCAACGUCACAGCGGUACGUAUCAGUCAAGGCCGCGCGCACUUCAAACAGCGCUACGUGCAUACGGAUCGAUUCAAACACGAAAGCCAUCAUGGAAAGGCUCUAUUCGGCAAAUACCGCAACCCGUACACAGACAACGAGGCGGUAAAGGGAGUGAUUCGGACCGCAGCCAACACCAAUGUCUUUUUCUGGAGGGGAAUGCUACUGGCCACCAAAGAGGAUGGCCCGCCUUAUGCGAUGGAGCCAUCCACGUUGGAGACCAUUGGAAGAUACGAUUUCGAAGGCCAGGUGUUGAGCCCAACCUUCACUGCGCAUCCGAAGUUCGAUCCAAAGACGGGUGAAAUGGUUUGUUAUGGAUAUGAGGCUGGCGGAGAUGGAAAUGAUGGAUCAUGCGACAUUGUCGUGUACACUAUCAAUGCCGAGGGCGUUAAGACGGAGGAAUGCUGGUACAAAGCUCCAUUCUGUGGCAUCAUUCAUGACUGUGGGAUCAGUGACAAUUGGAUCGUGCUGCCAAUGACGCCACUUAAAUGCGAUCCAGAGCAGUUGAAGAAGGGGGGCAAUCAUUGGGCGUGGGAUCCGAACGAGGACCAGUGGUAUGGCCUGGCGCCGCGGAGAGGUGCCCGGCCAACAGAUAUAAGAUGGUUCCGAUCGAAGAAUGCUUUUCAAGGCCAUACCGUAGGCUGCUACGAGACUUCAGAUGGCAAAGUCGUGUUCGACCUCACAGUCGCUGAUGGCAAUGUCUUCUUUUUCUUCCCGCCUGUCGAUACGCCAGCUGGAACCGUGGCUCGGCGCAACAAAGUACGAAACAAAACAACACGCUGGAUAUUUGAUCCGGAAAUGAAAGGUUCAGGCUGCUGGGUUGAGCCGGUUGAAGAGGUUGACACGUACUCGGGAGAGUUCUCUCGGAUCGAUGAUCGCUUUGUGACAAUGGAGUACAACCACUACUGGCAAGCAGUGAUUGACCACACCAAGCCCUACGAAUUUGAAAAGUGCGGCUCCCCAGCGGGUGGGCUCUUCAAUUGCCUUGGACAUUUCACCUGGGAUAAGUCCAUCACCGAGACAUUCUGGGCUGGUCCCUGUGCAACGUUCCAAGAACCAGCUUUCAUCCCCAAACCCAACUCGACACAAGAAGGGGACGGCUACCUUAUCGCGCUGCUGAAUCAUCUUGACGUUCUCCGAAAUGAUAUCUGCAUCUUCGAUGCACAGAAUAUAAAGCAGGGUCCAGUGGCGGUGAUACAUCUGCCGUUCAAGCUUCGUCUGGGGUUGCACGGAAACUUUGUGGAGGAGAAAGAGAUCAAGGCGUGGAGAGAAGCAAGGGAGCAGAAAUUAGGUGCGGUGAAGCCAGCUCAAUCGUCAUUGGCGUGGCAACGGGAUAGGAUAGUUCAAAAUGGUGUCAGUGAACCGAACCGCGGCGACUGA